AUGAGCAUUAUCAAGAGUCUAGUGAUUAUCUCCAUUCUCGGAAUAUUCUUUAUACCUCGUUAUUCCGAAUCCGCAAUAUCUUGCAGUACUGUUAUACAAGAUUUGCAGCCAUGUGUAAGCUACUUGACUAGCGGAAGUGGAAAACCUCCGAAGACUUGCUGCGACGGAGUUCAAAGUUUAGAUGCGGCGACCACCACAUCCGCCGAUAAGAAGGCGGCUUGUCAAUGCAUCAAAUCAGUGGCUAAUAGUGUCACCGUGAAGCCUGAAUUGGCGCAAGCCCUAGCUACCAAUUGUGGUGCGAGCUUGCCAGUUGAUGCAUCUUCUACUGUGGACUGCAAAACGUAUGUUUGA
This is a messenger RNA of Arabis nemorensis, 351 nucleotides long. The record is from the annotation of a GenBank genome assembly. NCBI's taxonomy places the organism in Eukaryota, Viridiplantae, Streptophyta, Magnoliopsida, Brassicales, Brassicaceae.